CACGCUUUUAAACAUAUCUAGGUGGCAUAGUACAAACAUCACCAUGGCUUAGCGAUAAUCGUGAGAACUUUGAAUAGCGAAGUUACUCUCGUAUUGAACCUGGGAGCAGCUAGAUAGCUGGUUAGCUAGUAGCAAGAGAUGCAUAAGUAACCAGUUAAGCGCUUAAGUGAGCUGCCCAGGCAGCUGAAUGUAGCUAGCCAACUUUAUUGUUUUUGUUUGUGACUGCUACGUUUUGCGAAGAUGUAACAUAGACAUGACGUGUUUAAAUAUUAUCAGCAUAUCAUAAUUUUGGCAGUUUUGAUUAAGAUAUUGACAUGGCCAUCCAGACGACUUGAUGACAAAUAACGUUACAGUGUGACAUGGAAUAACCAGUUCUGAGCGCGCUUAAAGGAUUUGUUAGCCAAGUAGCUGGAAUGCUAACGUUCGCCGUUAAUAGCUGUAAUGAGAUGAUGCCGUGGCUGGGGCCUAUUUCUCCGCUCACUGGCGUGGCUCCGGUGAUGUGAGUUCCUAGAGAGGCGCACCUGUCGCCUCUCCGUCUCCGUCUCACCCCACCCCACCCCGCCACCUCGAGUCGUCACCCCCUUGCCCCCCUCCCGUGGUGGCGAUGGACCGGUGCCGUCACGUGUUCCGCCUGCGCCUGGCGCGAGACCACUCCAUCCUGAACCCGCAGAAGUGGCACUGCGCCGUGUGUAACACCACAGAGUCAGUCUGGGCGUGCCUGAGCUGUGCCCACGUGGCCUGCGGCCGUUACAUUGAAGAGCAUGCGCUGCGCCACUACGAGGAGCAGCACCACCCGCUGGCCCUGGAGGUCAACGAGCUGUACGUCUUCUGCUACGCCUGCGACGACUACGUGCUCAACGACAACGCCACCGGCGACCUCAAGCUGCUCCGCAGCACACUCAGCGCCAUCAAGACGCAGAAGUAUGAGGUCACUACGCGUAGCGGACGCACACUCAGGUCCUCUGCCCUGGGUGCUCUGGUUGGGGACGGGCUCGGCGGAACCCUCCGCGCUCAGGAGCUGCAGCUGCGCGAUGAGGACCGCAUGUUCACCGCCCUCUGGCACCGGCGGCGCGCUCUCAUUGGUCGAGCCUUCCGCAUGUGGCUGGCACAGACGGCAGGCGGCCAGCGGUUGCUGGAGGAGGAGAGGGAGAGAGAGGAGGAGGAGGAAAGGAAGAGGGAGGCGUGUGACAAGAGGCGGACCGUCAAACGGCAGCUGAAGGAGGAACUGGAGAAAGCCCCGCCCAGGAAGAGCAGUCGCCUUCGAAGGCGGAGCCAGAGGACCGUCACCACAGCGACAGGGGAGACGGCGAGGAAGAGGAGAACGAGAUCCAGCCCAGUCCCGGCUGCCACGCCCACGCGAAGCUCUGCCCCUCAACAGCGCUCAGGGACGACGAGGAAAUCGCUACGGCAACGCCGAGCGAAACUCCUCAAGACGCAGACCCCCCCUCCGUCCUCCUCCUCAGUCAAAGCCAAACCCAAACGCAGAGCUCCGCCUAAACGAGCCCCCCCUCCUCCCAGCCUGAAACGGCCGAGGACAACCCCUCCUCCGCCGCCCGCAAAAACGAGCGGCGACUCGCCCAUCAAGCGGCGGCCCACGGUGACCCCUGGCGUCACGGGCCUGCGUAACCUGGGCAACACGUGCUACAUGAACUCCAUCCUGCAGGUGCUGAGCCACCUGCACCUGUUCAGGGAGUGCUUCCUCCGACUGGACCUCAGCCAGGCGUUGGAGCUGCUCGCCUCCGCCGUCAAUGGCAAGCUGGUGGUGAAGGGCCUGGUCUGCCCGGGGGGGUCCCCGCCCAAGAGCCCGCACCAGGGCCCGGGUCGGGGUGGCGGUCUGGGUCUGGUCCGUGGCCGGGGGCUGAGCGGCGGUGCCGCCUCGUCUCGGUCGCGGAGCAUGGAGCUGAUCCAGCCCAAGGAGCCCAGCUCCACGCACCUGUCGCUGUGCCACGAGCUGCACACGCUCUUCCAGGUGAUGUGGUCAGGCAAGUGGGCGCUGGUGUCGCCCUUCGCCAUGCUGCACUCCGUGUGGCAGCUCAUCCCGGCGUUCCGCGGCUACGCGCAGCAGGACGCCCAGGAGUUCCUGUGCGAGCUGCUGGACAAGGUGCAGCGGGAACUGGAGAGCAGCGAGCGCGGCGGAGGGGAAGCGUACACACACGCGUCACUCACGCCGCUCGCAGGAGGAGGAGGAGGAGGAGGAGGAGGCUCGCCCUCGCAGAAGAGGCUGGUCAAGCAGGUGCUGAGUGUGGUCAACACCAUCUUCCACGGGCAGCUACUUAGCCAGGUGACGUGUCUGGCGUGUGACUACCGCUCGAACACGGUGGAGCCGUUCUGGGACCUGUCACUGGAGUUCCCCCAGCGCUACCACAGCAGCAGCAAGGAGCCGCAGGGCCAGUGCCUGCUGACGGAGAUGCUCGCCAAGUUCACCGAGACGGAGGCCCUGGAGGGGAACAUCUACGCCUGCGAACAAUGCAACGCUACAGCUCUUCCCUUCCCAGAUAAGCGCCGGCGAUCCUCAAAAUCAGUGGUGCUGACUGAAGCACAGAAACGGCUCAUGAUCCACAAACUGCCUCAUGUACUACGGCUACACCUCAAGCGCUUCAGGUGGUCAGGGCGUAACCACCGAGAGAAGAUCGGUGUACACGUGACCUUUGACCAGACCUUGAACAUGGAGCCAUACAGCUGCGGAGCCUCUGCCCCGUCUGGCACUCACUUCUUGUACGAGCUGUCUGCCGUGGUGAUGCACCAUGGGAAGGGCUUUGGCUCUGGACAUUACACUGCCUACUGCUAUAACACAGAAGGAGGUUUCUGGGUGCACUGUAACGACUCGAAGAUGAACAUAUGUUCGGUGGAGGAGGUGUGUAAGGCACAGGCCUACAUCCUUUUCUACACACAGCACCUUUCUCAGGACAAAGUCAAGAGUGCCACCUGACCUCUCAACGCAUACACACAAACACAAACACACUCGCGCACACACACACCCUCCAGCCCCCACUGCUCUUGGAAAGACGAACUUAGCAUGAGUGUGUGUGUGUGUGUGUGUGUGUGUGUGUGGUGCAUUUUUUUGUGUAUGUUUUGUACAUGAUGUGUAUAGGUGUUAUUUUAAGUCUUUGUGUUCAGUGCUGAUUUAUAUUGUGUAUAGUUCUUCUGACAGGCCUUUCCAUAUCUCACACACACUUAGGGCAGCUGAGGACAAAGUGUGUAUGUGUGUGAGAGUCUUGAACAAAAUGGGGUGUGUGUGUGUGUGUGUGUGUGU
This is a messenger RNA of Clupea harengus (Atlantic herring), 3253 nucleotides long. It is a transcript of the gene usp44, whose product is annotated as ubiquitin specific peptidase 44. The record is from RefSeq and is a predicted model, not a curated record. Gene Ontology annotation, biological process: protein deubiquitination. Lineage: Eukaryota; Metazoa; Chordata; Actinopteri; Clupeiformes; Clupeidae. Gene Ontology annotation, molecular function: cysteine-type deubiquitinase activity; zinc ion binding.